This is a messenger RNA of Auxenochlorella protothecoides, 285 nucleotides long. Its product is annotated as 2Fe-2S ferredoxin. Gene Ontology annotation, biological process: P450-containing electron transport chain. The record is from RefSeq and is a predicted model, not a curated record. Gene Ontology annotation, molecular function: 2 iron, 2 sulfur cluster binding. Gene Ontology annotation, cellular component: mitochondrion. Bases 1 to 285 code for a protein of 94 amino acids. NCBI's taxonomy places the organism in Eukaryota, Viridiplantae, Chlorophyta, Trebouxiophyceae, Chlorellales, Chlorellaceae. The transcript has 3 exons.
AUGGAGAUUGCGCACGACAACGACGUGGACCUAGAAUGUGCAUGCGAGGGCUCCCUGGCAUGCUCCACAUGCCACGUAAUCGUGGAGUCCCAAGAACAGUUUGACAGCCUGCCAGAGGCGACGGACGACGAGAACGACAUGCUGGACCUGGCCUUUGGGCUCACUGAAACCUCGCGCCUGGGCUGCCAGAUCAUCACCACCCCAGAGCUGGACGGGUUGCGGGUCCGCAUCCCCAGCUCCACCCGGAACUUUGCGGUGGACGGCUACGUGCCCAAGCCCCACUGA